This is a messenger RNA of Penicillium brasilianum, 3654 nucleotides long. Lineage: Eukaryota; Fungi; Ascomycota; Eurotiomycetes; Eurotiales; Aspergillaceae. The record is from the annotation of a GenBank genome assembly.
AUGGAUCCUCCGAUCUCGGUCCCCACCGCCCCAGAGAUCAAUCAGGCCCCGGGGUCCGACAAUACACCCCUGACUCCUUCAGAGACCUCAAUUCCCACCGUCCAAUCCUUGGACGACUCCGUCCCAUCCGUCGUCGUCGAACAGCCAGAGAUGCCCUCUGAGUCACAACCUCGGGCGCCCACUCCGCCCCCCACCGAGCCCGUUGGCCCAGCCGAGGAGGUCGAACAUGCCUAUUGGGCGGAGUUUGAGGAAGAUACCUCGACCCCUGAUGCGGAGGAAAUGAAGGAGAUCAAUACUUCGGAUCAAGACUACAGUGCCUGUGACCAUACGUACUGGGAGAGCAACUUCUUCCGCAACUUGGACGACCCCGAAUAUGUGCCCCAGGAAAAGGCUCGGCUGACAUGGAAGUUCAAGGGUGUUCGAGGCACUCCCGAUGCUCCCAACCGCGCCAAGGUUAUGCGGUCUCCCGCAGCCUACGUGGGCGGCUACUGGUGGAGAAUCAAGUUCUACCCGCGUGGAAACAAUGUCGGCUCCCUGAGUAUCUACGUGGAAUGUUCGCCAACCAUGCCCUCUCCCGACGAGGCGCUUCCCGAGACCGAAUUCACCGUUCGUCGAGGCCCGGCAGAUGCGAAACUCGACGCAGCGUCCCCCGACGUAGAUGUGAAGACCCCCGCAACUCAGGAGCCAACCGCCUGGUUGGAUGACUACAAGACCAAGUAUACGACAAUCCCUUCGUCCGCUACGCUGGAGACCCCCGAGGAAGAAUCGUCCGGCCCUUGGCGAGUGGCUGCACAGAUUGGUGUGAUCGUAUAUAACCCCGAAGAGCCGCGGACCGGAUGGAUGCAAUCCUCCUGCCACCAGUUCAAUCCCCACAAUUUGGACUGGGGCUGGACCUACUUCCACGGUCCGUGGGACCAGAUCCACACCCGUCGGCGUGGUCAGCACCGGGCUCUGUUGAACAACGACACGCUUGCGUUCGAUGCGUAUAUCCGGGUGGUCGACGACCCGACCCAGUCCCUCUGGUGGCAUCCCAGCGACUCCGAGCCCACGUGGGACAGUCUCGCCCUGACCGGCUACCGUCCGCUGGGCGAUUCGGUCAUCAAUCACAGUGCCGAGGUGGCGGGUCUAGCAUCAUGGCUGCACGUUGCGCCCUUCUGCAAAAUCAUCCAGAGUGUCGACGUGCUCGAACAUCUGACCAAUUGUGAUGUCAAGCCCAAGCCUCUGUGCGAUGCCUUACAGAAGCUCUUGUGGCAGCUGCGCCGUCGGACCCAACCUCUCCAGUACGUGGACACCGAUGCCAUCACCUCGACUCUGCGUCACCUGCGUGAGUUUUCGAGCGAUGUCUCUGAGUUUUGGGAACGCCUGCGCCGUACCCUGGAGUUGGAGCUUGCCGGCACUGAAGCGGGUCUGGAAUUUGCCAAGCUAUUUGAUAGCCCAGCGCCAGCCUCACUGCCCGAGAUGAAGGAGCCCAUCGUGGUCAAUGCCUUGCCAACGCAGUACAAUUCCCGAAUCUGCGUUCGCGCCGACUCGGUACGGUCCACGGGUCAGGCCUUGAGGGAAUACCUAGAGGCCAAGCCCGGCCGGUGGUCUCUUCCUCCCAUGCUUCACAUCGAACUUGGCCGUCAUACUUUGGACAAGUCGAUGCGUUGGCAACUGGCUUUCAACAGGGUCGAACUGGACGAGGAAUUGGAUUUGGCUCCCUUCGUGGUUGAUGGCCAGGGCUCCAAGUACGUCCUCUACGGCUACGUGGUUCACCGUGGUCGCCGAACCUCCGGCAAGUUCUUCAGCAUUCUUCGUCCAGCGGGUCCUGGAACGAAAUGGCUCGCAUUCGACGAUGGCAGCGACAAUCGUGUGGAGUGCCUGACUCAGAAGACCGCAAUGGGCCCUCAUCUCGGACUCAAGCCUUCCGAGACCGUGGACCACAAGAAGGGCCACGACGUUCCUGUCAAUGUGAUGUACGUCCGCAGUGACAUGGUUUCGGAGUUGCUCCCCGGUCCUCAGGGGCCCUGGGAUGUACCCGAGCCAGUCAAGCAAUACUACGAGACUGGGGUGUACCAGACCGCCGACGCCACGGCGAAGACGGAUGUCCAGGUUGAAGUGUACUCGAUGUCCGAGUACGAAAAUCUGAACAGCCUGUUUGAUAGUUACGACCUGAUGAUGCACGCUAAAGCAUCUAACGGUGUCAUGUAUAUGACACUGCCUCGCUCCUCUCGUCUGGCUGAGCUGCGGAAGAAGAUUUCCAUGUGGAAGUCUGCUUCAGGAGACACGAUUGGGCCCGAACGUGUUCGUCUUUGGCAUAUUGGACAUACUCGGCCUCAGUCCGGCUCCACGUUGGCAUUUGAUCUGAUCACCGAUCUCAACGUCCCGCUGGAUUCGUCGGGUGGUACUUUGCGAUUCUGGAUGGAGACUAUCUCAGAGGAUGAUGCCAAAUUCUUCGCCAUCCCCGAUCCCCAGUCCACGACGACCACUGAGGACAAGAUGGAAGAGUCGAUCAUUGAGCGGUCGGGUUUGGACACUCCAGAGCCGAUACCCUCCCCGGCUGAUGGAGACGCUGUCGCCAGCUCCUCUGGAUACCUUGGCGCUGGGGUCUCCACGAGUCGCAUCGAACUGUCCAGCGCUAGUGAAAAUAGCACUGGGCUACAAGCAGCCAUUGCAGCUCUCGAGACCGAUGCCGCUACUACGGUCGGGAACGCUCCCGCCGUGGGAGAGACCAGCGCAGCAGAUCAGCGAACAUCAGCCCCUGCAGACCUGUCUGGAUCCAGCUCACAAGUCUUAGCCGAGUCGUCCGUGGAGCCCGCGGUGGCUCUGCCCGUUGGGCACGCGUACUACUUCAUCCAAUUCUUUGAUCCGGACAACCAGGUCCUUCGUACGGUGGGCUCCUUCUUCUCAAAGCUCGAGUCAAAUGUCAAGGCCUCGAUUCGCAAGCAUAUGAAGUGGCCCAUUCGCCGGGACUUCCUUAUGUGGAAGCGAGUCGAUGGAACCACCGUGACAAGCGUAUCUCCGGCGGAGAACUUCAUGGAUGUUGUGGUCCCCCACGGAUCCUGCAUCAUUAUCGGAGACAAGCUCAGCAAGGAUAAGCGCUCUGAGCUUGGCGUCUCUGGUCUAUUCUCCAGCCCUGAUCGUCUCAUCCAAUACCUGUGGGCAGAGUCCCGACAACACCCCAUUCAAGGAUUCACUGGUACCCAGACUGUCGAAGCCACUUUCACCAGUGACUUCUACAGCGGUGAUUUCCUGAAGGGUUACUAUCACGGUCGUGGCAAGCACUUUUCCGGCACGGGCACAGUCUACGAAGGAGACUUCAUCUUCGGCCGCCGCCACGGCCAAGGGAAGAUGGAGUAUCCCACCGGCGACACCUAUGACGGUGACUGGAUCGAAGAUGUCCGCCACGGUCAGGGUACUUAUAUUGAGAAGAAGACGGGCAACAAAUACGUCGGCGGUUACAAGGAUGGUAAACGCCACGGCAAGGGCAUCAGCUACUGGGAAGUCGCCGAUGAAGAAGCGGAUCUCUGCCAGAUCUGUUACUCCGAGGAACAGAACGCCGUCUUCUGCGACUGUGGGCACGUCUGCUCUUGCGUGACUUGUGCCAAGCAGGUCGAUCUUUGCCCGAUCUGCCGCAAGACUAUCAAGAGUGUGAUUAAGAUUUAUCGGACGUAG